AUGGCGUCGAAGCAAGAGUAUAGCUAUCCUUAUACACCUCUUCCAUCUUCACAACCUUCACAAACCGUAAUCGUUCUAACACCUUAUCGCCGUCACCGCCGUCCUUCCUUCCUCCGUCACCUCCGCUGCACUCUCCUUUUCACCGCCGUAAUCCUUCUCCUCUCCGCCGCCGUUUACUUCCUCUACCCAUCCGAUCCAGACAUCAGUGUCUCUCGAAUCCAGCUUAAUCACAUACGAGUCCUCGAUUUGCUUAAACCUGCUCUUGAUCUAUCCUUUUCCCUAACAAUCAAAGUCCGUAAUCGCGAUUUCUUCUCUCUUGACUAUGAUUCGCUCGUUGUCUCGAUUGGGUAUAGAGGUAGAGAGCUAGGGCUUGUGAAUUCUCGAGGUGGGCAUCUUCGUGCUCGUGAUAGCUCUUACAUUAAUGCGACUCUUGACCUUGAUGGUCUUGAGGUUGUUCACGAUGUGAUUUACUUGAUCGGUGAUUUGGCUAAAGGUGUUAUUCCUUUUGAUACAAUCGCUGAGGUUAAAGGUGAUCUUGGUGUUCUUCUCUUCCAAAUCCCAAUUCAGGGUAAAGUGUCGUGCGAGGUGUUUGUUAAUGUUAGCAGCCAGAAAAUCUCACACCAAGAUUGUCAUCGUAAGUGUGAUUAUAGUGUCUGUAAGCCAUACUCAGAUUUGCGAAUAGGAUCAAAUUAUCGAAAACAUAGCUUAAUGGUUGAGGUAGAAGUAGAGCAUGCUGCCAAUAAAGUGUAA
Messenger RNA from Arabis nemorensis, 750 nucleotides. The record is from the annotation of a GenBank genome assembly. NCBI's taxonomy places the organism in Eukaryota, Viridiplantae, Streptophyta, Magnoliopsida, Brassicales, Brassicaceae.